AUGGGUAUUUCUAGAGAUUCACGUCACAAAAGAGCAGCCACUGGUGCCAAAAGAGCUCAAUUUAGAAAAAAGAGAAAAUUCGAAUUAGGUAGACAAUCAGCAAAUACCAAAAUUGGCACCAAAAGAAUUCAUACAGUUAGAACCAGAGGUGGUAACCAAAAAUUCAGAGGUUUAAGAAUUGAAACUGGUAACUUUUCAUGGGGUUCAGAAGGUAUUUCAAGAAAAACAAGAAUUGCAUCUGUUGUUUACCAUCCAUCAAAUAAUGAAUUAGUUAGAACUAAUACUUUAACCAAAUCAGCUGUUGUUCAAAUUGAUGCUACUCCUUUUAGACAAUGGUACGAAAAUCAUUACGGUGCCACUUUAGGUAAAAAGAAACAUCAACCAAAAGCUGAAACUACUGAAGAAUCAGACGUUAAAAGAUCAAAAAAAUUAGAAAGAAAAUUAGCUGGCAGAUCAAGUCAAGCUCAAAUUGAACAAGCUGUUGAUUCACAAUUCGGUGCUGGUAGAUUAUAUGCUGUUAUCUCAUCAAGACCUGGUCAAUCAGGUAGAUGUGAUGGUUACAUCUUAGAAGGUGAAGAAUUAGCUUUCUACUUAAGAAGAUUAACAGCUAAAAAAUAG
Insectozyma verbasci is the source of this 618-nucleotide messenger RNA. NCBI's taxonomy places the organism in Eukaryota, Fungi, Ascomycota, Pichiomycetes, Serinales, Debaryomycetaceae. The record is from the annotation of a GenBank genome assembly.